AUGCUGCCCAGCGCCGUCGGCCUGGACAUAGCGAUAACGCACCAGAAGAUCAGCAGCACGCAGGGCGGGUUCGCAGGCGUGCUCGACGACGGUGACUGGUUUGGACACUCCGUCGCCUUCAUCAGCGAUCUUGAUGGAGACGGAGUGUCCGACCUCGCGGUGGGGGCGAUCUUCGAUGACGAUGGCGGCCCAGACCGCGGCGCGGUGUACAUCCUCUUCCUGAACACCGACGGCACCGUCAAGUCGCACACGAAGAUCAGCGACACGCAGGGCGGCUUCACGGGCGGGCUCCCAUGGGAACGGCGCUCUCGGCAGAGCUUUCGUGGUGGGGAAACGGGGCAGCUCACGGCGGUCACGCUGUGCGCACCUUGA
Messenger RNA from Emiliania huxleyi CCMP1516, 372 nucleotides. RefSeq lists its product as hypothetical. The transcript is spliced from 2 exons. The coding region runs from base 1 to 372 and encodes 123 amino acids. The record is from RefSeq and is a predicted model, not a curated record. Lineage: Eukaryota; Haptophyta; Isochrysidales; Noelaerhabdaceae.